ACACAUUGACAACCCACAUUCGGAUGUGAAGCCUCAUCCGACUGGUCUUGACGGGCUACGAACAUUGGCUUGUAGCGUUUGUAAGAUCAACAUUUUCAGACGCGAGAUCUAUUGCUUCCUUUUUGUUUUGACAAUCAUGGCAGAGAAGUUUAUUGAAGCUCUGUCGGAUCAUGUCGAAUGUGGGAUCUGCAGUUGUCCGUAUGAAAGUGCCAAAUACCUGGAUUGUUUGCAUACAUUUUGUGAAGGCUGCAUCAAUCGCCUUCUCGAUCAGACGAAUCAAGUUUGGAACGGCCCGAGCGUAUGCAUCAGGUGUCCCAUAUGCCGCAAGGUUACACGUUUCCAAGCCGGGCGUAAAGCCGACACAUUGAAGUCGAAUUUCAUAGUGAACGGAAUAGUUGAAGAACUUUUGCAUCAUGACCUCCAUGCAGAACCAGUCGUUGAGCAGAAGGAAGACGUUUGUGCGGACCAUGGCAUCGACAGGAAGUUCUACUGUGAGAAAUGCAACAAAAUAAUCUGCAGUGAAUGUGCUCUGUGUAAACAUCAUGGACACACCUUCUUGAUCAAGAACGUGGAAGAGGCAUCUAAAUCCAAGGCGCAUGAAAUCAAUAAGCUGAUAUCCAAUGCAACGUCUUGGCUGCAAUCCCAUAGGAAUUUCAGUAAGGAAUACGGGGAGAAGAGAGCAGAAGGAAAUAAGAGGUUGGACGAAAUAAAGGAGGCUAUUACAACGUCUUAUUCGAAUAACCUUGACACCAUAACCAAUAAACUAGAAGCUAAGAAGGAGACCCUAAUGGCAGAGGUGGCUACCAGAAGAGAGGAAUUCGUCAAUGUUUUAGAUAGUGUAUUGGUACCACUAGCGGAAACCAUGUCACAGGUUCUUGAUGACGUCAAAUUUGGCGAAGCUUUGGUAGACAGCAACGACCACCGGGAAAUACUGCUCAAUUACCAGGACUGGAUGAAGAGCCUAUGUACCCGGUUGGACUACGGACUUCCUUCUAGUACUGCGGCGAAGAAACAGAUUUCAUUGAUUGAGUCGAUGUGCUUCCGAAGGUGCGCUAAUUCAAUCAUUGAUGUGCCUAAGUUGGGUACCGUUAGGUAUCAGAAGAAGGAUCAACACGACAAACAUGCACAAGGAGAAUCCAUUCUAAAUCCAGUGAAAAAACUUAACCGGCCGACGGAAAGACUUCUCCUGACCGCACGUGGGCAAUUAUCAGGUGAACCGGAAAUGAUGACACCUUACCCGAACGAAAGGAUCCUGGUGCUUUAUAAAGACAGACGGGUCGAGAUUCUCAGUCCUGAUGGCAAAAUCGACAACGUUAGACCAAUUGCGGCCAGGUAUGUAGCUGCUCUGUCGGAUGGCCGUAUCGUCACGCUGUCGGAGAGGAACGCGGUCAAUAUUUACAACCAACAAGGUCAAAGACAAGAAGUCAAGUUCCAGAUAAGCGAUUGCGAUGAAUUUGCAGAAUACAUAGCAACGGACGAGGACAAUCAUGUAUAUGUGCUCUAUCCUCGUGCCGCAAAGUUCUUAAAAUUUUCCACCAAGGGUGGUGAGCCUACGGCCGUCAUUCCCCUUGCUUCCGACGACUUGGGCGAUGUCUCUAGCAUGGGUUUGUCCAAGGAAGGAAAUGUGAUAUUGGUGUUGGGGGAAGGGGAGGUCCGAGUGUUCAGUCCUACAGGCCGUCUCAUUCGACGGAUACCUAUCAAGGAAGCGGAUAGAGUGUCUUGUGACCAAGAGGCAAGGCAAGCUGUGGAUAAUAGCUAA
Molecule: messenger RNA, 1759 nt
Organism: Lytechinus variegatus (green sea urchin)
Lineage: Eukaryota; Metazoa; Echinodermata; Echinoidea; Temnopleuroida; Toxopneustidae
Product: tripartite motif-containing 13-like
Exons: 2
Coding region: 137-1759 (540 amino acids)
Biological process (GO): positive regulation of DNA-templated transcription
Cellular component (GO): chromatin; nucleoplasm
Molecular function (GO): ubiquitin-protein transferase activity; zinc ion binding
Source: RefSeq, a predicted model, not a curated record